Metopolophium dirhodum (rose-grain aphid) is the source of this 1986-nucleotide messenger RNA. RefSeq names its product rab-like protein 6. Gene Ontology annotation, molecular function: GTP binding; GTPase activity. NCBI's taxonomy places the organism in Eukaryota, Metazoa, Arthropoda, Insecta, Hemiptera, Aphididae. The record is from RefSeq and is a predicted model, not a curated record. The transcript is spliced from 11 exons. Bases 329 to 1888 code for a protein of 519 amino acids. Gene Ontology annotation, cellular component: cytosol; nucleus.
UAGUGGUUCUGAGUGUUCUGACUACACUGAGUACUGAGUAGUAACAUACUAACAUAGUGCUAUAGUAGCAACUAGCAAAUACUAUAUACGGUCGUACUAACAUAGUGCUAUAGUAGCAACUAGCAAAUACUAUAUACGGUCGUAUAUAGUAUCUGAUAGAAGACAGUUCAACAGGAAUUGUAGUGAUAUAGUAGGUAGGUAAGUAAGAACGAAGUUGAAGAGUGUAGACACUUGUGGACUGUCACUUUUUGUAGUUGUUGUAAAUUCAGUUACUUAUUAUAACUUCCAGAUAGGUAAUACCAUUAUAAUUAUAAGAAGCCUCAAAAAUAUGUUUUCAACACUGAAACGUUUGGCAAACAAAACCGUAGAAAAAGAUACAACUGUUAAUACAACUUCUCAUCCAAAAGCAUUGCCUCAGGAUUUACAACGAUCUUUUUCUAAAGGAAUUCAAUACAACUUAAAAUUAGUUAUUAAAGGAGAUAGAAAUGUUGGUAAAACUUGUUUAUGGAACCGUUUACAAGGAAAGCCAUUUCUAGCAAAUUAUGAAGAGACAGACGAAAUCCAAGUUGCUCAUAUUCAAUGGAAUUAUAAGAACACAGAAGAUGUUGUAAAAGUUGAAGUAUGGGAUGUAGUUGAUAAAGGAAAAAGACGACCAUUAUCGUCUUCAAAGUCAUGUGAUGUUCUAAAAACGGAGCAUGAUAAAGUUAAAUUAUCUCCUAUACCAGUAGAAGAUACUCCAGUUCUAGAUGCCGAACUAGUUGAUGUUUACCGUUGUACAAAUGGUGUCUUACUAGUAUUGGAUAUCACUAAAAGAUGGACAUUGGAUUACGUAUACAAUGAACUUCCUAAAAUUCCAGAUAAUAUUCCAGUAUUAGUAUUAGGUAACCAUUGUGAUAUGAACCAUCAUCGAAGUAUCAAUGGAGAGGAAAUUAUUUAUCAUUUGAAGACUCUAGACAGGGGUACACCUAUCCGGUAUGCUGAAGUUUCAAUGUCAAAUGGUUUUGGUUUACGGCUAAUUUAUAAAUGGAUUGGUAUUUCAUUUUUGCAACUCCAACGGGAAAACAUAAUAAAUCAUUUAGAAACAAAUGGAAGUGAAACAAAAAUUAUGACCAUGGAGUUGGAUGUUUAUCAGCAGAGUAAUGAAGCAAAUUAUGACGAAUUUUUAUCUAGAUUAUCUAAACAACGAAGAGCUGAUGCGGAAAAUAAAUCAGUGGCCCCUACUUUACCUUUACCUUUAUUAAAUAAACCAUCACCAAAUAUAAAAGAUGUUAAAUCUCCAGUUGAAAAUUCAAAAAUUAUAGAUUCCAAAACUCAAGAUAUUGCACAAAAAAUGUUUCCUGGAAAUAAGUCUAAUGUAGUGCAAACAGAAUUAAGGAAAGAUAUCAAAACACUUAAAGAAGAACCUUUUAUAAAAACUCCUUCGAUAAUAAACAUUAACAACUUGGAUGACUUUGUUCCUGAUGAUGAAUUAGAUAAAUCAUUUUUAGAAGAUUCAGGUCAUGGGGAUAUUGUUGUUAAAACAUCUAAAGAAACAGAGAUACAUUCUGAUGAAAGUGACGAUGAUUGUGGAAAUCCAAUGGUAGCAGGUUAUCAAGCCGAUGUAGAUCCUGAUGAUUUUACGCCAGAUAUUGAUAGAAUUAAGAUUGAAAAGAACAAUGUUGAAUCAAAUGAUAUAAACAAUUGGUCCUCUAUUCAAAAUACUACAAGACCAAGACCAGAAGGUGGUGAAGAUGAAGAAUCCAAACAACGUGUAGAUGGAUUAAGUAAUGUUAGUAAAAAGGUAAAAGAAAAAAAAGCCAAGGGUAAAAAUGAAAAAAAGAAUAAAAAGAAGACUAAUAGUCCUAAAUCCGAGUAUGAGAAUUUGGAAUGUUUUUUGAAUGAUGAUUAAUAUGAUUGAUGUUUGUUUUUUAUACUAAUAAAAUAUUUAUUGUUUUGUUUUGUUUUAAAUAAAUUUUACUACAUUAACAUUUUUGUUAAAUUUCUUAA